Messenger RNA from Melanotaenia boesemani (Boeseman's rainbowfish), 2686 nucleotides. RefSeq names its product phosphoglucomutase 5 (gene pgm5). Bases 331 to 2034 code for a protein of 567 amino acids. Gene Ontology annotation, cellular component: cell-substrate junction; cytosol; adherens junction. The transcript is spliced from 11 exons. Gene Ontology annotation, biological process: carbohydrate metabolic process; striated muscle tissue development; myofibril assembly. The record is from RefSeq and is a predicted model, not a curated record. NCBI's taxonomy places the organism in Eukaryota, Metazoa, Chordata, Actinopteri, Atheriniformes, Melanotaeniidae. Gene Ontology annotation, molecular function: magnesium ion binding; phosphoglucomutase activity.
AGAGGGAGUUGUCUAACAGCAGAGGGUUGUUUUGGUGACUGUUGGCCUAAGACUGUCCAGUCAGUACUUAAAGAUGCUGCUCUCUUUUGGCUGAAGUCAUCGAGGUGAAAACUUUUUUGACUGGGUGCUUCCUUUUAUUAUAGCCAGAUCAUCCCUGUGUGGGACUACUGUCACAGCUCUUCUGCUGGGCUGGGAGGGAAAGCUUAAACUUCACAUUAUAGGUGACACAUCCUUUUUUCCCCUCUUUAUUUUACUCUGUGGAUGCCUUCAGUUGCCAACUCCCAACCUGUCUGAUCGGCGUCUUUUUGCUGGGUCCUGACGACGAGAAGGAUGGAGACGAGCCCCAUCCCGGUUGUGACGGUCCAAACCGCCCCCUUCGAUGACCAGCGGCCCGGUACCAACGGGCUGCGGAGGAAAACAGCAGUGUUUGAGGGGAAGAAGAACUACUUACAGAAUUACAUCCAGAGUGUGUUGUCUUCUAUCGACCUGAGGGACCGACAGGGCUGCACCAUGGUGGUGGGCAGCGACGGCCGCUACUUCAGCCGAGCUGCCAUCGAGGUGAUAGUGCAGAUGGCAGCUGCCAACGGGAUUGGUCGCCUUGUAAUUGGUCACAAUGGCCUCCUAUCCACCCCUGCCGUGUCCUGCAUCAUCAGGAAGAUCAAGGCAAUCGGUGGGAUUAUCCUCACGGCAAGUCACAAUCCUGGAGGCCCUGGUGGAGAUUUUGGAAUCAAGUUCAAUGUGGCAAAUGGAGGCCCAUCUCCAGAUACAGUGAUGGAGAGGAUCCACCAGGUGAGCCGGACACUGGAGGAGUAUGCCAUCUGUCCAGAUCUGCGCAUUGAUCUGUCUAGACUGGGAAGACAAGAGUUUGAUCUUGAGAAUAAGUUCAAACCUUUCAGAGUGGAGAUUAUAGACUCAACUGAAGUGUAUCUACAGCUGCUGCGAAACAUCUUUGACUUCUCUGCUAUAAAAAGUCUCCUCACAGGACCAAAUCAGCUAAAGAUACACAUAGAUGCCAUGAACGGAGUGAUGGGCCCCUAUGUUCGCAGGAUCCUGUGUGAUGAAUUGGGAGCUCCUGCCAACUCUGCUGUCAACUGUGUCCCUCUGGAGGACUUUGGUGGUCGACCUCCUGAGCCCAACCUGACCUAUGCCACCUCCCUGGUAGAUGCCAUGAGAGGAGGUGACUUUGGCUUUGGAGCAGCAUUUGAUGCAGAUGGGGACCGAUACAUGAUCCUUGGAGAAAACGGCUUCUUUGUGAACCCCUCAGACUCAGUCGCCAUCAUGGCUGCUAACCUCUCCACCAUCCCCUACUUCAGGCAGCAUGGGGUCAGAGGCUUUGCAAGGAGUAUGGCUACCAGCACUGCCCUUGACAGGGUUGCCAAAGCCCUGAAACUUGCACUGUAUGAGACACCAACUGGCUGGAGGUACUUUGGAAACCUGAUGGAUUCUGGGCGUUGUUCCCUGUGUGGGGAGGAGAGCUUUGGGACAGGAUCCAACCAUAUUCGUGAGAAAGACGGCUUGUGGUCAGUGUUGGUGUGGUUGUCCAUCAUAGCAGCCAAAAAACAAGGAGUGGAGCAGAUUGUCAGAGAACACUGGGCCAAGUUUGGACGCAACUAUUUCUGCAGAUUUGACUAUGAAGGGCUUGACCCUCGUGCAGCCUUCUACCUGAUGAAGGAUGUUGAGGCUGUAAUGUCAGACAAAGCAUUCACCAGUCAGAAGUUUGCUGUUGGGGACCACAUCUACAGCGUGGAGAAGGCUGAGAACUUUGAGUACAUUGACCCCGUGGAUGGAACAGUGGCUCGAAAUCAGGGUUUAAGGAUUGUCUUCAGUGAUGCAUCCCGUCUGGUGUUUCGGAUGAGCGGAAGCGGUGGAGGGACGGGCGCCACCAUCCGAAUUUAUGCUGAGAGCUUUGAGAGAGACCCCGAGAGGCACAAUAGAGAGACUCAGGUGGUGCUCGGUCCUCUUAUUGCCAUCGCCUUGAAGAUCUCUAACAUUCAUGAGAGGACAGGACGCCAUGGUCCAAACGUCAUCACAUGAGCCAGCAGGGGUGACACAGAAACACUCGUGUGCACACAUGAAAUAUGCAUCUACCUGCUCACUCUGAGAAAAUUAUAUUCAAAUUACCCUGUGUUGUACUUAUCAACUUUUUUUAAUCCCUGUUUUUGCAGCUUCAGUCCUUUUUUUUCACUUUUCUUUUAAUUGUGUCAAACUGAGAUGUUUUCUGCUGGACUGCUGGACUUCACUCAAAAACCAAACUCAUGUUGCACCAAGUUAUUUCAAGUUAUUCUAUCAUCUAUCGUCUAUUAAAACACCAAAGGUAUCUCAUUGUGGCUAUGGAUAAAUGAUGACAAAUAUGCAAACAAUAAAUACAAUAUGAAUGUGCAUGAUUAUUAGCAUUUGUGAUGGUUUAGGGUUUAAUUCAAUGAGAGGAUGCAAAAAUAUGUUCUUGUUUACUGAAAGUACAGUGUUCACUUUUAAUAUUUUUAUUUCACUGUUUCCCAUAACAUAAUCAUUUUUAUUAAUUUAAUUCGUAAGGUGAAUUAUUAUACCUUGCGUCCUAUUUACUUUUCUACUUAAGGGCAGGGUAUUCAAACUGUGAAGUGGCUAAUGGUAAGACAAGGAAGAAGAAAAAAACAUUCAAAAUUAUAUUUGGCUUUAAAAGAAAAUCUAAAUAAACAUUAUUGUGUGU